Vespa mandarinia (Asian giant hornet) is the source of this 3779-nucleotide messenger RNA. RefSeq names its product centriole duplication and spindle assembly protein centrobin (gene Cnb). Gene Ontology annotation, cellular component: centrosome; centriole. Gene Ontology annotation, biological process: centriole replication; regulation of cilium assembly; mitotic cytokinetic process. Lineage: Eukaryota; Metazoa; Arthropoda; Insecta; Hymenoptera; Vespidae. The record is from RefSeq and is a predicted model, not a curated record.
GUAACCGACGCUUACCAAUGUUUGGCGGUUCUGCUUGAUUAUUUCUUUAAUUCUAUAAUAUUUUCGGAUUAUCUAUAUUAUAUUAAAUAAUUUUAAUCUUAAAUGUGUCAAGUGUAUCAUUCGUAAAUCAUUAAUGAUCCGUUUAAUAUUCGUGAGUUUGAAAAAUUUUCUAACAAUGUUGUAGAAAACGGUGAACUAACCUGAAAGCUUUUGUUUAUUAUCUCAUAUAUUUUUCUCUAUCUCUGUUGUAUUAUACACAUAUUUUAUUAGAAAUAAUUCACAAAAUGCAAAAAUAUUUUAAUCCAUAAUAAUAAGUGUAGAUGAAAUUUAAAAAAAAAUUUACUCGUGAAAAUUAAAGUGAUACUAAUGUGUACCCAAAGUUUUUAAUGAUUAAAUCAAAGUAAUAAAUUAAGAUAAUAUAUAUCUAUGGAAUAUAAUUCAUCGGUCGUCAUAUUUAAUAAUAAGAAAAGUUAUGUGAAUCAUUUAAUGUUAUAUGGAAUCACAGUGUGAUUAAUAGUUCCUGCUGAUGGAAGAAAAAGGAUAAUGAGCGAUUCGGAUGAUACGGACGUCCUACUCCUUAUCCCACCUGAUCUCUUCCUUGUACCAUCAUCCUCUGAUUCUGACAUUAGUACAAAACAGUGUUAUGAAAAAGUAAAUCGUUCUAAUGGAAGAAGAGGAGUUAUCUCAGAGUUAGUUGGUCAUAUGCAAUCAUUAGAGAAUAGAAUUUCUGCUAUUGAAUCUAAAGAUAACAGUUUGGAUAUAUCAUUAUUGAACAAUUCAUUGGAUUCUCAAACACAAGAAAACGGAUAUUUCUAUCAUAAAGAAUCAAGCAGAAGUAAUUUCUCCGUAAGUCAACCAUCCAGUUUGCAGACUAGUCCCAUCAAACCUCGCAAGUCCACCUCAGUUCCUUCUACGCCUAUUAGGUACGUAUCAUCCAAUCGUAUUAAUUCAAAAGAAAAUGAUAUAAGAUCGAAUCAUUAUAUUCUGAAAACUAAUAAUACUAACCAAGUUAAUACUAACGCAUGUAAUCACGAAAAGCAUGAGGUUUUAAAGUCUCAUUCUGAUAAUCACGUGGUACCAUCUGUUUUUUAUCAUCCUGAAAUAAUCCCGCAUGUUGCUGAUAAUUUUAUCAUAAGGGAAUCUUCUUCUGUUUCAAAUGAUAACAAAAGUGCAAAUAAUAUGUACAAUAAAGCAUGUGAUAAAUCAUAUUUAGUACCAUCUACCUCGAAUUUGCUUAGUACAAUAGGAAACCCUGUUGUGGACUCUUCUAAAAAGAUAAUAAACAUGGAAAUUUCUGAAGUCGAUGAAUUAAUUCAAGAAAUGGAGGCUACAGAUUUGGAAUUAUCUAAAAGAAUAAAUGGUGCUAAUUCAUAUCAAUGUAAUCAGAAAAAGUUGGAUUCUUUUCUUCAAAAACAAACUAUUAAUCAAGGCAAUAAUGAAAAUGAGCCUACUUCGAUGAUUUCUAAAAAUCGAGGAAUUCAUGCUUAUACUGAUAUAUCAUUAACGACCUGUCCAAAUAGUUUAUUUCAAUUAGAUGAAACUGAUAAAUUAAUUUCUGAUUUUAAACAAUGGGAAGAAAGAAUUCGUCAAACGGUUCCUGAUAAGAGUCAUAAUCAUCAAAAUACAAAUGAUAAUUCUGCUAAUAAUAUAGAAUUAUUACAUAAUAAGAAAACUACUGACAUUGUCACAUCUAUGCCAGAAUCAAAUCAAAUUAGAUUUAAGAGAAAUGAAAUAGGUGGUACUAAUGCAAAGGAAAUCCAAGAAAAUGUAACAAGCGUUUUAGAAAAUUCUGAAGGGAUGCAUAAUAGUAAUGGACAAAAUAAAUAUACAAUAGUUCCUGAUGUUACAGAGACUAAAUCUGAACUUUUAACAAAUAUUUGUACAAAAUCACUUUAUACCAGUAGUUUACAAGAUAUUGUCAAAGAUACAGAACCUUCAUUGAGGCCACAAAAAUUAUUAUCUUUAUCAGACUUUUGGGAUACUAAUACCAAUAAAUCACAAGGAGAAAUGAUUAGAAUUAAAUUAGAAGAAGAAAAAUUUCGAAGAGAGCAUUGCGAGAUAUUAAUUCAGGAACUUCAAAAACGUUUAUUGGAACAUCAAGAAAAGCUCGCAGUUGCUGUUAGAGUAGAUUAUGAAAAGGAUGUAUUAAUUUCACAAUUUAACAAUGCAUGGUCGAAAAUAAAACAACGCGUUCAGAUAUUGGAAAGAGAACGGGAUGAUUUAGAAAAGAAUCUUCAUAAUAUUAAUGAAAAGCAUCAAUCUGAAAUAAAUGAAUUUCAAUCGCAAAUAAAACGUUGCGAGGGAGAAUUAUCGAAGGCUUUAGAUCUCGCGGCUGGUUAUAAAGAGAAAAGUGAUAGUUUGAUGAAAGAAAAAAUUGAUUUGUUAAAAGUUCAUGCGGAUGAAUUAGAAAAUUCUAAAUCAUUGAUUCAGGAAACAGAAAAUAGAUAUCAACAAAUUAAAGGGGAAUAUAAUAAAUUAAUUGAAACCAAUCGUCAAACUGAUGAAAGUUUAAAGAAUAUACAACAGGAAUUAAAUAGGGAACGUUUACGAGGUAACGAAGUGAAAAAUGAAAUGAGCGUAAUACAUAAAGCGUUAGAUACUUGCGAAGCAGAAUUGACAAUACUUAAACAAGAAAAGGAAAAUUUACAGCUUAAAAUUAAAGAAGAAAUUAAUAGAAAUAAUAUUCUAGAACAGAAGAACGUUUUUUUACUUAAUUCUUUGGACGAUGCAAAAAAAGCAGAAAGAUUAGCGAAGGAAGAAAAGAAAUCAUUGGAGGAACAACAGGUAAAAAUGAGAAGCGAAUUACAAGAGGUCUAUCAAAAACAAGUCGAUGAAGUAGUAAAAGCAAAGUUACAAGAGUUUCAAACGCAAUUAGAUUCGGCUGAAUUAGAAUUCGUUGAAGAAUUAAAAUCAAGACAACAAGUUAUAGCCGAAUGUGCUGCAAGAAAAAUCAAAGAAAUUAUCGAUAAACAUCGAUUAGAAAUUAAUUUAUUAGAAGAAAAGCACAAAGAAGAGAAACGAUUGUGCGAGUUGCAAUUGGCACAAGCGGUACAAAAGUCAUCCUUAUUAGAAAUGCAUUUGAAUUCUCAACGUGCCAAUAAAUCUCAAUUGGCAGAACAAUUGCAUUCGGUUAUGCAAAAACAAUGGCAACAAGCGUUACAUAUAAUAUCAGGUGGUAAUAUCGAGAAUCUGUCACCAUUAGAAAGAUUAACGGCGGAGAAAUUUUUCGAGAGCAAAAUACCUAAAGAAUCUGUAUCAAAUUGUCAAAUAAAAAUUUCACAGGAACCGCCGUCGACAACACCGACGUCGUCAUCCAGAAUUCAAAACAUUCAGAAUGAUCGUAAUCGUAAUGAAAAUUUGAUCGAUAUUCCAUUGUCAAAUAAAAAAGAUUCGAAAGAAGAUCUUCGAAAAUAUAUCAAACUUAUUGCCGAAAUGCAAGAACCUAAAGAGGAAUAUACGAAUUUUUUCGAAAGCAUAUCGAGCCCACAAAUUUGUCGUGAAGUUCCACGAAAGCAUUAUACGAAGAAAGAAUUAAGUAUAACGAACGAAGAUAGUAUUUUAUUGCAGGCAACCUCGGAGGGUUCGGCACACGAUUGCAGCGAAUAUAUACCUGUACCACAAAAGUUCAACAGUAAGAUUGAGCAACAAAGAAAUAAGCCACCAUGGAAAUGAUGUUCGAUGCGGGAACACAUAAUCGAUAAUAAUUCGGGCAUAGAUGAAGUCGAUCAUACAAGAGUAUGGCUUCGGUGCAGUAUAAUUAACUAGCAAUAAUUAUAAAA